ACUGGAAAUGUGUUGUGUGAUAAAUCAGAGUUUUCACCCUAAGUCUUUGCUUAGGUCAUGUUUGUCACAAGUGGUCACAGCAGCAGGACUGGAAAACACUGGUCUAGUGUCCAGUAGUGUGUGCUGUGAUCCGCAGGGGGGUAGUAUUUCCAACUGAACGUUCAGCAAAUCUGCAGUGGUUGUAAACCUCCUAGUGGGCGGCUUUCUCACUGAGAGGAGGACUGAAGGAUAUCAUUUGUCUGGUUAGCUGUGGAUUAAUAGUAUGCGAAAGAUGCUCACCAUAAUAUCUAACGUUCUGAGGGGCAGCGCCAGCAGGAACGGAGCUGAACUGGUAUCAGAGUCCUCCACUUGCCGGGCCGUUCUGCAGCUCCUGGCGUUCCAGGGUGAAUAUGCAAAUUUGACCGCUCCACAUGACCACGACUCCAGCCCCCCUUUGCACUUAAAAAAUCCACACUUAACCUCACAUCGUAAAGUACCCCUUUCUGACACUAAACACAGCACUACAGCUUCUCCGUCAGCAAAGAUGCCCGUCAACACUACAACUGCCCCAGCACUCCUCACAUGCACAAAUUUGCUAGAAUCUUCCCUAGAAUGCAUAGCUUUAGGACAUGCGGCCAAUGGUCAGUCCAUAUCAGAAUUGGCACCAAAUGAAGCACCUGUCACAGACACAUUUUCCUCAGAGGCUAAAGCUCUGAAAGUAAAUAGCAUACAGCCAUUAAUGACAAGUUGUUCACCCACCACACCAUUAGAUCCCACAGAAGAAUUUUUAAGCAUGGACCCUCCAAUUACAGAAAGAAAAUUAGCCAUAAAGUCAGACAUAGCUCCCAAAAUGCCAGAUAACCCCAUCAUAGACCAGGUUUUAUCCAAACCCAUAUUCAAAGAGAUUAUUAAAACUACUAUUGAAGAACCCGUUUCAGACCAUGUUCCUCCAUCACCUGCUCUAAUUGCAAACAAGUUGGCUAUUAACCCAGCCCCCUAUUCAGCAGAGUUAACUCCCGCAGUGGCUAAAAGCUGUGCCAAUGUUACCAGUACAGACCCCCUCGUGUCCAAUAGUCCCCCACCAGCCGGAAGCCGUCUGGGCCAUGAUAACUGCUUCCCACAACACUCAGAAAACAUCCACACCCUGGCUGAAGAGACUCCCUUACCAGAGCCACAGCUUGCUGGAGCAAGAGUGGUGGUAUCAGCCAGGACCUAUGCAGGCUUCACCCCUCAGGCCACCUUUGACAUUAAGAAAUGUGACUUGCACAAGCUAGAGGAGGGCCCACCCCUGCAGGCCGUGCUUACAAGAGAGGAGGGGCUUCAAUACUACCACACCAUGCAGACCAUGAGACGCAUGGAACUCAAAGCUGAUCAGCUCUACAAGCAGAAGAUCAUUAGAGGCUUCUGUCACCUCUAUGAUGGACAAGAAGCGUGUGCCGUGGGUAUUGAGGCAGGUAUUAAGCUAACUGAUCAUCUUAUCACAGCCUACCGUGCCCAUGGGUACACUCUCACAAGAGGGGGCACCGUUCGUGAGAUCAUGGCUGAACUCACAGGUCGUAGAGGAGGUAUUGCAAAAGGAAAAGGAGGAUCUAUGCACAUGUACACUAAACACUUUUAUGGAGGAAAUGGAAUUGUGGGAGCUCAGGUGCCUCUUGGAGCAGGUGUAGCAUUGGCCUGCAAAUACCAGGGCAAUAAUGAGCUGUGUGUCUGUCUCUAUGGUGAUGGUGCUGCAAAUCAGGGUCAGAUCUUUGAGACGUAUAACAUGGCAUCUCUAUGGAAACUGCCCUGCAUCUUUAUUUGCGAGAAUAACAAAUAUGGGAUGGGUACUUCUGUGGAGAGAGCAGCUGCUAGCACUGACUACUAUAAGAGAGGAGAUUUUAUCCCUGGAUUGAGGGUGGAUGGCAUGGAUGUCCUUUGUGUGAGGGAGGCCACCAAAUUUGCUGCUGACCACUGCAGAUCAGGAAAGGGUCCCAUUCUGAUGGAGCUGCAGACCUAUCGUUACCAUGGACACAGUAUGAGUGACCCAGGAAUCAGUUACCGCACACGUGAGGAGAUCCAGGAGGUGCGCAGUAAGAGCGACCCCAUCUCAAUGCUGAAGGAUCGCAUGCUAAGCAACAACAUGGCAAGUGUGGAGGAACUUAAGGAGAUUGAUAUUGAGGUACGGAAGGAGAUUGAGGAUGCUGCUCAGUUUGCCACCACAGACCCCGAGCCUCCACUGGAGGAUCUUUGCAACCACAUCUUCUACAAUGACCCUCCUUUGGAAGUGCGUGGCACCAACCCCUGGGCCAAGCUUAAGUCCAUCAGCUGAAACAUUUUCCAUCAUGUCCCCUCUUCUUUCUACUAGCUGACCCUCUCCUGUUCAAGCGCACCUCACAACAACGUACUGUUACCUCUAGGUUUCAUAGACACUGUUUUUUGGAAACCUAGCCAAAUCUGUCGGCCACAUUGAGACCUGUUUUCACAUUUAAUCAUUGCCUUGUUUUCUUGUUGUCUUCAUCAUGAUCAGCCUAGCAUAAUUCCAACACUGUCUGUUUUAUUCAGUACUUAGUAGGCUUCAUUAAUAAUCUAAAUGCAAUAAAACGUAAAUACAAAAAAAAGGCUUUAUCUAUUUAUAUCUAGCAAUGGCAUGUAAUAGGUGAGUGUACAUGGCAGCAUUUGGCUUGUGCUUUCCCAGUGACCCCAGUGCCUCUAUUGCUCCAUGCCUACAUAUUACAAACACCUCCCAUCAUUAUGUCAAUGUUCAGUUAUUACAGACAUGCACACAUACACACAUCUUUCUCUCUUUAUUUUGACAAGAGUGUGGUGUUGCAGCCAAAUCACAUCUUUCUUCAAAUUCUUGCAGUCCUACUUCCUAUUAAACUGAUUGUUAAAGGGGAAAUGUUUAUUAAUACUGAUAAAAUGUAAAUCUGUGUGAUAAUGCAUACAAAAGGCUAAGUGUGUUAUUUAUGGAGUAUAUAAUGGGAUGGGUUAUUUGAUUCUGUUGUAUCUUGGAAAACAAUCAGUGCCUACUAUAUACAUUUAUAGGUUGGCCCUGAAAAUGUAUAAACUAUAACAAUCUGACUUUGAAAAAACAAAACUUAAAAUGUUGCUUUAGAAUGGGGAACUGUAAAUGGUUUUAUCCUUCCUUUCACUCACAAUCUGUUUUUUUAUUAUUUAUUUGGUCAUGUAUUUAUUUUGGGGGGAAAAAGAUGAUUUUGUUACAAUGUUACUUGAGAAUAUAACUUCACAUUCAAAUGUAUCAGUGAUUGUUAAUAGAUGUUUAUUUAAAACCUGUCUGUAGCUGGAAGAUGAUUUGUUGCAGUGGAUGUUAGGAUGCUGUUUAGGUUGUGAAGGGGCAUCAGGGUCACUGGUUAAGCCUUUAUGUCUUGUUAAUCAGGGUGAGGAGUCAGCAAAUCAGGCAAAUGGAUGUGUUAUCCAAUGUGGUCUUUAUACCAUACAACUAAAAAUAAAUGUUUCCAGUACAAUC
Molecule: messenger RNA, 3445 nt
Organism: Myxocyprinus asiaticus (Chinese sucker)
Lineage: Eukaryota; Metazoa; Chordata; Actinopteri; Cypriniformes; Catostomidae
Product: pyruvate dehydrogenase E1 component subunit alpha, mitochondrial-like
Exons: 13
Coding region: 263-2287 (674 amino acids)
Biological process (GO): pyruvate decarboxylation to acetyl-CoA
Cellular component (GO): intracellular membrane-bounded organelle
Molecular function (GO): pyruvate dehydrogenase (acetyl-transferring) activity
Source: RefSeq, a predicted model, not a curated record